Molecule: messenger RNA, 5062 nt
Organism: Botrytis sinoallii
Lineage: Eukaryota; Fungi; Ascomycota; Leotiomycetes; Helotiales; Sclerotiniaceae
Exons: 4
Coding region: 1447-4431 (994 amino acids)
Biological process (GO): microtubule-based movement
Molecular function (GO): ATP binding; microtubule motor activity; microtubule binding
Source: RefSeq, a predicted model, not a curated record
UCCCCUCGUCCCUAGACAGAUAACUCAUAAUCUACAAGGUACCGAGUAGUCCCUUUUGUUUUUCUCUUUCCCUCUCUCUUUUCGACCCACCAACUAUCCCGAUACUGGUAACGAAAAAGUCCACUCAUUCACCACCCUUCACGAAUCAAUCAUCUACCCUGUUCAGGUCAACGGUACAUUUGCCUUCCCCUUGCAACCUGGUAGCACAAUCGCCCAUCACCCAUCAUCCUUCACCCAUCACCCAUCAUCCAUCGCCCAUCGCCCAUCAAUCACCCAACCCCAUGAGUCGAGAGCCGAGAGAGGAAGUGCAUGGUUGAUUUGAAAGUUGUAGGACAUAUCCGCACUCACAGAGUUAUACAAAAAGUACCCAGUACUUGCUUUACCUUGCUUUCCUUACUUUUUUUCGCCCACUCCUCACUUCUUGUACACGUCUGGUUUCGCGUCACCAUUCGAAAGCUUCGAAUCUUUUUUCUGCCAUUCUAUCCAUCUCUCACGACUGCGAAAAGAACGACGAUAUCACGAUCCUUAUUGAUGUUCCAUACCAAUCUCACUCGUCCUCCCAUAUAACUCGCCAAGUGACGGCUUCCUGCCUUUGUAUCACCGAACCUGCGACUAUUCCUUCAUUUGUCGCCAAAUUCACCGCCGGGACUCGAGAGAUCUAUAAUCGAUUCACCGUUCACAAACCUAAAACAUACGAUUUCGUACCAAAGAAGAUCAACAAUAGAAGAUUUCAUUUCAUCUCUUUCUUACGAUUUGAUUCCCAGUCUUAUCCAUUUGCCAAUCGCAUGAGAAGGGUGGAAGAUUGAGGUUCAUACUUUUAUAAAUACCAACCAAUUGAAGUCGAGAACCUGCACAACACUACUUCUUUUUGUCAUAAGCACUGCAUCCAAAGACGCCCAACUUCACAAAAAAUACUUUCCAGAAGUCAAUGAUUCGAUCUAGUCUGUUGAAUGCAUGAACACGAUAUUACAUAUAACUUGUCAACGUCUGUUAGUCCUGGGGUAAUCGGAUAAUUACUCUGCACAUUUUUCGACUGUGGCACCCAGCAUCACUAGCAAAGGGAACUUGCAUAUCUUGAGGAGGAAUUUCCGAAAAAUAAAUCUUCGUAUCUGGAACAUACACAUGGUUUUCACAUUGGAAUCUUAAUUUGUCCAAACGCCCAAUCUUGCUAAGGCAUAUCAGACGGCGUACUAUCGGGUUUCAUCCACUUUCGAGAGGACGAAUAGGUAAAUUGGUCUAGGUCUUGCAAAGGCAGUGAGUUGGUUACUGGUUAACUUCACAAAUUGGCUUGAAAUCGCAAGACUCAUUUACCAAGUCUAAACUCACGCAAUUUUGCAAACGAGUUUCAUGGAACUGUAAAAUUUACAGCUACAAGGCACUAGAAAGAUCGAAUCUGGAACUCGAGUGACAAACAACGACUCAGAUUGAGCUUCAGAGUCAGUAACAAUGGCAGCGACCUUACCACGGGCCUCGAGGCCUUCUUAUGGACCACCAACAUCAGCACUACCGGCUUUACCUAUGCCAAAGACUCGAAAGAGCACGAAUGCAUCGCCAUUGCCCACAGACAGAUCAGAGGCACCAAGUACACCUAGAAGUGGACUACGGACUCCGUCAUCAUCUAGCCUUCAGCCAUUGAGGAGCCCAGGUCUUCCAAAGGCACCAAUUUCUCCAGGACUCAAUGCAGCUGGUAAAAGUAUAAGAAAAACGAUUAGUAUCAAUGCAUUUCCUCAGCCUCCUCGAGGGGGUGUCAGAACAGCGAGUUUACCCCCUAGUCCCUUGUCUGGUGGUGUUGCACCAGGGACCGCAUUGUCAACAGGAGAGCCAAGUAAAAGGGAAUCAUCAGAAAUCAAUUCGACGAAUAGUGGUAGCGGGAAACCUCGAAAGCGACCAACGGCGAUGGCCAAUCCUAGUACACAAAGCGGGGACAGUAUUUCAAUAUCCAGCGGUGCUGGGGCUCGAGGGUCGGAUGGUCUAUUAAGCUUACCCUCGCCUCCUCAAAGCCGUAGUUCGUCGGCCCAGGAUUCAUACUCGACAUCUGUGACAACCACCGAAGAGCUUGGAGAUGGAUAUAGAGGUCGAGAGGGACUUGAUGAUGCCGAUAAAAGAUCCUCGAAGCCUGCAGAAGGCAAAGGAAAUGUCAUUGUCAGCGUACGUGUACGUCCGGAUGCGAAUAGUCAUGGAGAAACUAGCAGGAGUGACGGAGAAUGGGUAGUAGAUGGAAGGAAAUCACUGGUGGCUUACCGCGGGAAGGAAGGCGGCGAUUAUUACUAUGACAACGUUUUUUCGCAGCAGGACAAUAACGCUAAAGUGUAUGAUGCAUCUGCCAAAAGGCUCGUACGGCGAGUAAUGGAAGGGUACCACGGCACAGUUUUUGCAUAUGGCAUGACAGGUACCGGAAAGACGUUUUCCAUGCAAGGAACAGAUAAGAUGCCUGGUGUUAUUCCUCUCGCCAUUACCGACAUUUUUUCAUACAUCCGUGAAACUCCAUCGCGAGAAUUUCUACUCAGAGUCAGUUACUUGGAGAUAUACAACGAGAAGAUUCAUGACCUUUUGAGUGCUUCCACAGGUCCUGCAACGGGCCCAGGAGCUGUUCAAACCGAAGAAAUCAAGCUCCGAGAAGAUAGCAAGAGAGGCGUAUAUGCCACACCACUUAAAGAAGAAAUAGUGCAAUCUCCAACGCAGUUAAUUCGUGUUAUCUUCCGGGGUGAUCAAGCACGAAAGACUUCCAGUACACAAUUUAAUGCUAGGAGUUCUCGUAGUCAUGCCGUCGUACAGAUAGUGGUUGAAUCUCGCGAGCGGGUCCCUGGGGGAGCAGCCAUGCAAGAAAAUAAACGGGGAGGAAUGAGUCCUGGUGGCGUUCGUGUUUCUACUCUCAGUCUGAUCGAUUUGGCGGGAUCAGAGAGAGCCGCCGAAACGAAAGAACGACGUACUGAAGGUUCCCAUAUCAAUAAAAGUUUGUUGACCCUUGGAACUGUCAUUGCUCGACUGUCGGGGAACAAAGACAAGGAUGGCAAACCAAUGGACAAGGACGGGAAGCAUUUGCCAUAUCGCGACAGCAAGCUUACAAGACUUCUUCAAGGUGCGCUUUCGGGAGGUUCGCUUGUCAGCAUUCUGUGCACAAUAUCUGUUGGAUCUGGAGCAAGUGCUGCCGGACCCAACAGCCAUACUAGCGAGACUUUGAACACCUUGAAAUUUGCUUCCAGAGCUGCAGCAAAUAUUGUCAGUCAUGCCAAAAAGGCGGAGGAUGCGUCGAAUGGAGGUGGUGAUGGUCAGACUAGGGCUUUAUUAGAACGAUACCGUAUGGAAAUCGUGGAUCUAAAGAAACAGUUGGAUGGCCAGACCAAAGCCAAAUUCAACGAGGAGGAACAAGCCCAAAAGGAAGAAGCAAAAGCUCGUCAUAACGAGCAAUUGAUAGAGAUGCAGUUGGCUCGAACCGCUCUUAAAGAGAGAAUCGAUCAUCUAAAUAGACUGAUCCUCAGCUCCAAGUCCACAGGUGUCAAUACCAACGGUACCUAUUCAGCUUUGAGUAUGCGACCUAGGCUAUCGAUGGGAGCGUCAAGUGGUCAUAUGUCUUCAGUAUCAGCGCGCUCAUCUAUGACACCAUCCACCAUCACAUUAGAUCGCGCCAAUUCGGUCUCUACCAUUGGCCGACGACCCAGUGCGCAACGAUUAUCCGGUACCAUCUCGGGCGAUCAUACAUCGAUGGAGGAUGAAGACUCUGGGGGCGAGUAUGGAAAUGGCAAUGCUUCAUUGGCAGCGCAGAACCGAGCCUUACAAGCCGACCUUGCAGAUAAGACCCGAUAUUGUCAGACCUUAGAAAAGCGACUCCUACAAGCUCGGCGCUCUAGUCAGUCAAGGACGUCUGUGCAAUUCGGUAGCAAGUCAAAUAUAAUGGUGGGAGAAGACCAUGGGAUCUCCAAUCUAUUGAGAGACAAGGAUGCUGAAAUUGCGGACUUACGAGCGAGACUCGACGAUAAGGAUCGCAUGUUAUCAGCUCUUCGCAGUUCUGCUCGGUCUCGAGACACUGCCGAACGUGAUCCUCGCCAUAGUCUAGGCCAAGGAAUGCCACUGAGUCCCGUCUCGGCUAGGGAAUCUCAAUUGUUCGACACUGGUCUGAUAAGUGCCGGAGGCGCGGGGAAGGUUCUCCCACCCACCGUCCUUCCCCCAACGCCCCUCAAAAAUUCAAAGAGUGUAGAUGAGAUGAGCAAAAUGCUUGAUGAGAUGAUACAAGAUCGACUUGAAAAUGGACAAUCAAACAAAGAGGCUAGAGGAAGUAUGCGUGCAGGCGAGCGCAAACGAGCGGUGUCAACGGAUCCAAUUCCUGGAAUUGAACCUCUCAAGAGUCCACAUCUGAGUUCCAAGGCUCAGCUGCAUGAUUCUGGUGUUGUAGUAACUGAUUUUUUCAAAAACAGUGAGGGGGAAAAUCUGUAAUCAAUAUGGGUAUGGUUUAUGGCGUUACUGGGAGGUUUAUUUGUUGUCUAUACCCACGUUUACUUAGCUUUCAUUUUAUUUCCCGGGACUUUUUGCUUAUCACAGCAUGCUCCUUUUUUAUGUGGCAAUUAGUGAUGGGGCACUUGAGCGGGCUGGCAUUUUUGGGAAUCAUUUCGUUGGGUGGUUGGUGGGACGGAUAGUGGCAUUUAUCUGUCUUAAUGUAAUAAUAUGACCAGGGUAGACUUGGGGCCUGGCUGGAUGGGCGAACUCAGGAAAAAUCAUACUUCUGGAUCGCUACGGAGGACUUUCUUUUACUACUUGGUUUCGUUUACUUUUGUGCCGGGACUAAAUGCACAUUUGGGAAAUAAUCAAAUCUUGAAGAUGGAUUUGUGGAUUGAUACCAGGAAGGAUACAAACUGAUACAAAUACAGCAUGUCGAUACAGCGAUGAUGGGAAUUGUUACGUAGAAAGAAUUGAGAUGAGAUGUUAGUUAUGGGUGAGAUUGUUGAGUUUAGCGUGCGGUUGCCAGAGCAGAAAGAUAUCAAGUUAAAGUUAGAUGAGUCGCGAUUUGAUGAAUUGAUGGAGUCAAAAUAUUAUUUGACAUAUCAGAAUUUUAGAUGACCAUUUGAAU